Molecule: messenger RNA, 93 nt
Organism: Adineta steineri
Lineage: Eukaryota; Metazoa; Rotifera; Eurotatoria; Adinetida; Adinetidae
Source: the annotation of a GenBank genome assembly
AUGACGGAUUCAAAAUAUUUCUCAACAACACGAAAAGGUGAAAUUUAUGAACUCAAAGCUGAAUUGAAUAGCGAUAAACGUGAUCGUAAAAAA